This is a messenger RNA of Paramecium octaurelia, 660 nucleotides long. The record is from the annotation of a GenBank genome assembly. Lineage: Eukaryota; Ciliophora; Oligohymenophorea; Peniculida; Parameciidae.
AUGAUUUACUUCGAAUUGAUUCUAAACCUCUUUCUAACCGCUCUUAUAUACUUUGUUAAUUGUUGAUAGACAUCAAUAGCUAAAGUGAAAAAAAGUAUUAACGUGAAACCACCUACAUUAAUCCAACCUAAAAGUUCAGCUGAGUUCUUGUUUUAAUUAAAUUUAAUAAUAUCAUAAACAGAAAAGAGUAUUACAUUAACCAAAACCAGAAUUUCUGUGAUGAAUAUUUUAAUAUUUUCAAAAUUGUUCUCAAAAGGCUUAUAAAUAUAAAUAUAACAAGAAAAUGCUCCUGAUAUACAAGCUGUAAUUAAACUCUAAGCAGCCAGAAGUUCUUAAAAUACAACUAAAUUAAUAAUGAAUAAAGUUUUUUUAAUGAGCAAUAGAGUAAAAUAUUAUUUAGUUCCUUAUUUACAAUUAUUAUUAAUUCCUUCCACUAAAACUGAUAAUUUCUUCGGGACUGUUCCUCUUUUUGCUAAAUAAGAAAAAAAAACUGCUAUCAAGAAUAGAUUCCCUUAUAGUGUAAUUAAUGCUAUUAAAGAGAUGGUUCUAUUUAAAGUAGUAUCAGUAUUGUAAUUGGCAAUUUAUAAUAUCGAUGCAAAGGUUAUAUCAUAAAAAUUAGAAGUAAAAAUUCUGAUUAAUCCAGAAUAAAUAAAAUACUGA